CCGCCGCCCUCGCUACCAUCACCUCUCGCGCAGCGCGGCCUGAUCUCGGCCGCAGAGAGCUACGCCGACAGCAUCGUCACCGGCCUCGGCAGCGACGUCUCGGCCUACAUCGCCUCUGGCGUGCCGCAGUUCUUCCAGGCCUUGCCGACGGGCGCCGCCGUCCUGAGCUCCCUCGGCAUUGACGACGCGGAUCUCGCUGCUACCCCGACACAGGUCCUCAACUUGCCGGCAUACGGCAACUGGACCGCCGCGGGGUGGAAUGUCCGCGUGCAUGGGAAUGUGUACAAGAUGCCCAACAUCUCCGAGGCCAAGCUCGACGGCCUGGCGGAUGUUUUUCUCGUCGGGACUGCGGUCAAGGACCUGCCCCCCGCGCAGCAGAGCCAGGCCCGCAACCUGACGGCCGAGAUCUUUGUCGUCCAGCAGCGGCGUGUCAAUGUCACUGUUGUCUUUGAGACGAAUUCCGGGGUGCAGCAGGGUGGUGAUGGCGGCGCUGUUAAUGCGGCCGGAGGCGCGCAAACGAUCCAGCUCCCCGGCGAGACGACCGACGAGGGCGACUUUGGGACCUGGGUGGUGCUAGCCAACACCAGCAGUUCUGGAAGUGGAGGGUUCCUAGUGCCAGGCAACGAAACAACUCGCGUGCAGACGCUCGGCAUGCGCGCGGUACGGACCGACUCGGGCAACGCGACGGCGUACCUGGUGCCGCCGACGGGGGUGACGGUGGUCUCGGACAUUGACGACAUUUUGCGCGUGACCAAGAUCUGGGACCCGCGCGAGGGCCUGCUCAACUCGUUCGCCCGCCCGUUCGUGCCCUGGCUCGACAUGCCGGCCGUCUACAGCAACUGGUCGGCGUCGUGGGAAGACAUGCACUUCCAUUACCUCACCACGACGCCCGAGCAGGUUACGAGGAAUUACAUGGACUUCAUCUUCAAGACGUACCCGCCGGGGUCGUUCGACACGCGGCCGCUCAACUUCUCGGACGUGUCAGCAACACUGUCGAUCCGCAAGUUCCUGCUCGACCGCGUGUUUGAGACGUUUCCGCUGCGCAAGUUCAUUCUCGUUGGCGACACGAGCAACUCGGACGUCAUGGAGGACUAUCCCCAGCUCACCAGGGACUUCCCGGGCCAGGUGCUAUGCAUCCUACUGCGCAACAGCAGCAGCAUGGACGCGACGGACCGCUUCCCCUACGAUACAUCGGGCUUCGUGGGGCUGCCGCAGGACCAGUACAUGUUCUUCAACGUGCCCGACGACCUCGCCGGCCUCGACCUCGCCGGCGGCCGCUGCCACAAUACCUCCGUGCGCCAGAACGUCACCUUCGGCACGCAGGGCCUGCCGUUCGGCCUCGGCACCAAGAGCAGUGCUAUGCCCGGAAGGCUG
Molecule: messenger RNA, 1374 nt
Organism: Lasiosphaeria miniovina
Lineage: Eukaryota; Fungi; Ascomycota; Sordariomycetes; Sordariales; Lasiosphaeriaceae
Exons: 5
Cellular component (GO): actin cortical patch
Molecular function (GO): phosphatidate phosphatase activity
Source: RefSeq, a predicted model, not a curated record